CUGCUCCAGGGAGGCCUCCCCUGCCCAUCCUGUCUGAGGCAGUACCCUUUUGAACUCAGUCUUGAAAAUGAACCCAGUUGUUUCGCAGCCAGGAUAUGGCUCGGCGGUCUCGGGGUCUAGUGACUGGCAAACCGGCACCUUUGACUGCUUUGAUGACAUAGGGAUCUGUCUCUGUGGGGCUUUCUUUCCCCUGUGCCUUUCGUGUCAGAUUGCCUCUGACAUGAACGAAUUCUGCCUGUGCGGAUCAAGUGUCGCCAUGAGGACAAUGUAUCGGACCCGAUACGGCAUCCCGGGAUCCAUUUGCAAGGAUUUCCUGUGUCUGGCAUUUUUACCGCACUGUGCCCUUUGUCAACUCAAGCGAGAUAUUGAAAAGAGAAAAGCAAUGAAUGCUUUAUAAAAGAUGCUUGGUCAAAUUCACAUGGUAGUGAAAGAAAAUGCUGCAAUGAAAUACUGCAUCUAUUCAGUGCUAUCUCACCUUAAAUCUUAGAAACUAAUUCAGCUAAUCAUAUAGCUUCAAAU
Messenger RNA from Budorcas taxicolor (takin), 519 nucleotides. Its product is annotated as placenta-specific gene 8 protein-like. Gene Ontology annotation, biological process: positive regulation of transcription by RNA polymerase II. The transcript is spliced from 5 exons. The record is from RefSeq and is a predicted model, not a curated record. NCBI's taxonomy places the organism in Eukaryota, Metazoa, Chordata, Mammalia, Artiodactyla, Bovidae. Bases 68 to 397 code for a protein of 109 amino acids.